Messenger RNA from Theileria parva strain Muguga, 711 nucleotides. RefSeq lists its product as uncharacterized. Lineage: Eukaryota; Apicomplexa; Aconoidasida; Piroplasmida; Theileriidae. The transcript has a single exon. The coding region runs from base 1 to 711 and encodes 236 amino acids. The record is from RefSeq and is a predicted model, not a curated record.
AUGGUCCGAAAGGAGUAUGAGCAUAAGGCUAAGUUGGUGAAUGGAUUACCAGUGUUAUAUUGUAAAUUUGGUAAGAAUAAACCCUGGGUUAACAUUACCUCCUCAAGGUUUAAGAUUACACUUUUUACCUUUAUCGAUUCUGACAAUGUUAAACACAAUAUUUCAGAGUGUGAAGUAACACUUAACGAGUUGGUGGUGAAAAUAGUGUUCAAAUUUGAGGUGAAUGAGAUUAUGUUUGACGACGUGGAGAGUUGGCGGUUUUGUUACUGUUUCUGGUCUGGGUAUCCGAGUUGUAUCCUGUUUGACCUUGUGAAAAACGAGUUUAAACUAGUGUUUGACCACGGAAUUGAGCGAAUUCUGGACACUAAAAUCCAAUACAUAGGCCCAGAGUCUGGCGGCGUAGUGGACAUUUCAAAGGAUUCCAAAAGCGGUUCUAAACCUGGAUUAGUCCUUACAAUUAACGUUUUUGACGAGAAACCAAGUGUUAUAACGGCUGGACCUGAGCUACUUUGGGAACGGUUACCAGGUGAACCUGUCGCUGAGAGGAUGAUCACAGAUAAGGAAACUGACGAAAUUGUCAUCUUCUGUAAGGAUAGAUACUUUGUCUGCAGAAGAGAAAAUGGUAAAAGAUCACGCGAAGAACAUAAACUCACACAAUUCCACCAUGAAAUUAUCAAUUCGUUCAUACGAACCAAACAAACCCAUAACUAA